Danio rerio (zebrafish) is the source of this 2770-nucleotide messenger RNA. The record is from RefSeq and is a predicted model, not a curated record. NCBI's taxonomy places the organism in Eukaryota, Metazoa, Chordata, Actinopteri, Cypriniformes, Danionidae.
UUGUCGAUCUCAGCGGACGCCAUCUUAUCCAGCGGGUGACAGAAGAAGGUUGCGUGGUCGGAGACACGCGUUCGUAUCAAUUGAUUUAUCAACAAAAGAAACGGAUACAUUCUGUGCGGAUAUCGAACCACGAAGAAGCCCCUGACGCCCAGAAAUGGCAACGGGAGCUAACGCAACCCCGCUUGGUAAGCUGCACCCGAGCAUCGGCGCUAAGCGAGGCUUUGACUCUGGCCCCGGUCCGGGGUUAAUGCCUCCGCCUGGGCCUUCGGUGCCUUUCCCGCUGCAGAACUUCCAACCGCCACAAUUAUCAAACCCUGGGUUCCCGCAGUUUCCCGGAGCCGUGAGCUCUGCGCUCUCAAACCCUAUCGUAGUAGGACAGCAGUCUCAAGCGGGAGGCGGAGAUUUUGGACAGAAGAAACGGAAAAGAAGUCGCUGGAGCAGCGAGACCCCUGAUCAGAAGACUGUUAUCCCGGGCAUGCCCACCGUGAUCCCUCCUGGGCUGACUCGGGACCAAGAACGAGCUUAUAUAGGUCUCCAUCUCCUGAGCCCAUUUACAACAGCGAGGGAAAGCGGCUUAACACACGUGAAUAUCGCACGCGCAAGAAACUGGAAGAAGAGAGACAUUCUCUCAUUACAGAGAUGGUGGGACUGAACCCUGAAUUCAAACCUCCAGCUGACUACAAACCACCGGCAACACGGGUCAGUGAUAAGGUGAUGAUUCCUCAGGAUGAAUAUCCAGAGAUCAACUUUGUUGGGCUUUUAAUUGGGCCACGUGGAAACACUCUGAAAAACAUUGAGAAGGAGUGCUGUGCUAAGAUCAUGAUUCGUGGUAAAGGCUCAGUAAAGGAAGGAAAGGUGGGUCGUAAAGAUGGACAGAUGCUUCCAGGAGAAGAUGAACCUCUUCAUGCUCUGGUCACUGCUAACACUAUGGAGAAUGUGAAGAAAGCUGUAGAGCAGAUUCGUAAUAUCCUCAAGCAGGGCAUUGAGACCCCCGAGGACCAGAAUGAUCUGAGAAAAAUGCAGUUGAGAGAGCUGGCACGGCUAAACGGCACUCUGAGAGAGGAUGAUAACAGGAUCUUGCGGCCGUGGCAGAGCACAGAGCCUCGCAGCAUCACAAACACAACACUCUGUACAAAGUGUGGUGGAGCAGGUCACAUCUCUUCAGACUGCAAGUUUACCAGUUCCUUUGCUCCACGGCCAGGUGAACCACCCCAGUCUGCCCAGGAUAAAGCUCGUAUGGAUAAAGAGUACUUGUCUCUUAUGGCAGAAUUAGGAGAGGCUCCAGUCCCUUCUUCUGGUGGAGGCCAUAACAAUGCUCCGCCUAGUGGACCUCGUCCUUCAGGACCCAACAACAACCAGCCACCACCAAAUCGCCCUCCUUGGAUGAACUCCGGCCCUACUGAUAAUAGGAACUUCCACGGCAUGCACCAGGGUCCUGGUGGCCCUCAUAACUUCCCUCCACCAAUGCCAAACAUGGGUGGCCCUCCUAUGCCACCAAAUCCCAAUGGAAUGCCUCCGCCCUGGAUGCAGCCACCCCCUCCUCCAAUGGGCCAGGGCCCAGCACCACCUGGACACCCCAUGGGCUUAUUGCCACCACCCAUGGGUAUGAUGCCCCCGCCACCACCACCUCCUAACAACCAACCACCUCCUCCGCCCUCAGGACCUCUUCCGCCAUGGCAACAGCAGGCUCCUCCCCCUCCACCCACCAGCAGCAUGGCAACCAGUGCUCCAAUGCCAUGGCAACAAAACACGACCACCACUUCCACCCCUGCCACUGGAAACCUGCCCCCCUGGCAACAGCCUCAGCAGACGGCCGCAUCAGCAUCUCAGCCUCCUCCACCCAUGGGCAACCCAUCCAUGGUGCCACCUCCACCUGGUGUCCAACCUCCGCUUCCUCCUGGUGCCCCGCCUCCUCCACCGCCCCCUCCACCUGGCUCAGCUGGCAUGAUGUAUGCACCACCGCCUCCACCUCCACCCAUGGACCCUAACUUUGUGACCAUGAUGGGCAUUCCUGGUAUGCCACCCUACGGGAUGCCACCUGCACCUCCACCACCUCCGCCUCAGAGUUAAAGGCUUGCUUUAGUCUCUGUGGCCCUGUGAAGGUGCAGUAAAGAUAUACACUCAUACAUCACAGGACUGUACCUGGUUCUGUUCAUUUAACAGCUUGAUGUGAUUAGUUGCUAAAGAUUUAUUUUUCUUUCGAAUGGCUUCAGUUCAGACCUGUUUCCCAUGCUUGGACAAAAUAAAUCAAAUUAGCGAGAGUGUAAGUGAGACAAUGUGGUUCAUUUUGUAAAUUUGCUUCAAUUGUUCAUGAUUUUUAACUGUAGUAUUUGAUCUCUUCGUAGGAUGUUUGUUCAAAAGAAGUUGAUGUGCAGGGAAUGUUUGUUUUUGUUUGUUUUGUUUUUGCCAGCUUGCUUUUCUCCAUGUUUUUUUUUAAAGUCUCCAGCGAGUGAAAAUGACAUCUGCUAAAGUUUCAGCUAGCAACAUUCCGACAGGUGUAUAAACCACCGUUUACACUCUUAACCAACUGUGCAUUUGUUGCUGCAUAGUGUAAAAGGGCAUCAAUGAUGUCUUCGAGAUGUUGUAGAUGAUUGGCUUUCUCUAUUUAGGUGGUCUGUAUUUUAUUUUAUUUUUUGUGUUCAACUUGUUCCCCCACCCCUUUCAAAAUUGUUUUUAUUUAAAAGAACUUUCAUUAAUUGCCUUCCACCAAAUGUAUUUCAAUAUUUUUGUAAUGAAGCAUUCAACUAAAUAAAAGUUGGCAUGGUGUUGA